Hydatigera taeniaeformis is the source of this 1974-nucleotide messenger RNA. The record is from the annotation of a GenBank genome assembly. NCBI's taxonomy places the organism in Eukaryota, Metazoa, Platyhelminthes, Cestoda, Cyclophyllidea, Taeniidae.
AUGCCAUUCAAACGACGACCCCAGCCUCAACGCAGCCGAACGGACAUCGAUGGGCGACCUGAAGCAAUUAAAGAAUUUCAGCUAAGGACUGCUCUGGAGAACGAAACUUGUCAAUUGGACGCACUAAAUUAUUCUUCUUCCUUUGGUGGCGGACGACGAGAUUACGGUAUACAAACACAAUGGCGAGAGUCAGAGGCACAGACAGAUCCCUAUUCACCUGAUUACGUCAUGCCCAUUGGUCAAAACCCAAAAGUUUUGCUUUUGUCGCAUCUGACUUUUGGCAACGGCCUACCAGUUGGUCAAAAUGAAGUGGAACUAAUUGGGCGAGCUGAGGAGAGAAGACUUGUGGAAGCUCAGAUGGAAAGCCUUCUAUCAGCUUAUCGAACUCGACUAAGGAACAAAAUGGAGCUGGAUGAAUGGCGCCAUAGGGCUCGGGAAAUUGAGGCAUUGCAGGAGAUUCGUCUGCAAGUGAUAGCUCAGUUGCUCCGUAUUCGGGAGGAGAAUCGUCAAGAAAUUAAUGAGAAACGGCUUGACCGACGUUGGAACCGUCGACAGAAAGAGAAGUCGGAGAUCGUUAAGAAAAUUCGCUCUGAAUAUGCAUCUGCCAUUCGAAAGAUGUUGUGCGCCAUGGAGCGGAGACAAAGAUCCCUGAAACCCGACAAAAUUGAGCAAUAUGCGAAACCUGGAUCUCAGGCUUUUGCGCCUCUCACGCGACUCGGCGUUUUUCCUGAUCGUGGGGCUGAACGCUUUAAGACGCACAGCAAGUUUCUCAACACCUAUUCAGGUCUUCUUGAACUGGAAAAAUUCAUUCCAGAAAGUGAGGUAGAUGCCAAGAUUACGGUGAAAAAGCUUUCUCGUUGCACUAAAGACGGUUACCUUAAACAGCAAUUCCGAUGGCAGACACAACUUGAGUUUCUGCACAAGCACAUGGUUUCUCUGGGCAUGAAAACCAUCAAUCCUCCAAAGCCUUUGCAUUUCCUACUCAAAAUUGAAAAACCUGCUCCGCGCCCCUCAACUCCAUCGGUGCCCGAAGUUGAUGUAGGUGUCAUAACAAGGGUACGAGAUGCAGGAGAAGUUGCUGUGAUGCAUUUACAAAGACUGAUUCGAGGUCGUGCGCUCCAAACGAUGAUGUAUGAGUCGAGAAAGAAGCGCCAGUUACUCAUCAACGAAUUGCGCUCCACCCACGCACUGACGAAGGAGGAGCGCGCUGAAAAGCGCCGCCAAAUGCUGACCAUCCGAACCAAUCAAACGCGCUAUGCGUACUUACAGCAUGAAAAUAGUAUAGUACAUGAGAUUUUGGAACGGUUGGAUUCCACGGUGCUGGGAGCGAUGUUGGAUCUCCUAAGCAAGGAACUGGAUCGUCUCUUAGUGGACCAACGCCUUCACGAAUACGCUCAACGUGCACGCGAAGAGCGUCGAAUGCGUGAGGUCGAAGAAUUCGGUAGACGACAGUGGGAAGUGCGUCGCAGACGAGAACGGGAUGAAUUCUUCCGGCAGGUACGUAUGGUUCAUCAAGAUACAGUAGACGGUUACUUCUCAGCUCUCAUUACCAGCGCCAUGGAGACUUGUGCAGAAUUGAAGGCCUCCGAGGAAUUCGAGAAAAUAGCUGAGCAGUGGCCUAAUGAAAUAUGGUGUGCUGAACAACGACUGACGCAUGAAGAAGAGGCCGCUGAACUUGUCUACAAUUUUCUCAUUCCUGAGGUGAAUCGACGCUGCUACCGAGAGAUGUUACAACGUCGUCAACGCAAGUAUUUAAGUGCUGCUCAUCACGAACUUUUUGAUGAGGUUGAAUCCUCAUCGUUGGGUGCUAGCAUACGACACUACCAAGGCCUUCUUCAAGAUACCUCAACUUCAGUGCCCAAUACAAAGGCGGAGGAGGCAGAGGCGGAGGGUGGAGGGGAAAAAUCACCCAAUCUUCAGGACAUUGUGGUAUUGAAACGCCUGAAAGGUCAUGAGUACGACUGCGAGGACUAA